ACAUGGGGCGACGACUCGCGGCCAUUGAGCAUUUUGUUUGGCCGAGUGUCUAUCCCCGAAAAUCAACCUUUUCCUGUCUCAACCUCUUUCUUGGUUGCUAAAUUUCAUUUUAAAUUUGCUUCUCAUCAUUCAAUCACUUAAUAAUAAUCAUCGCUCAUCAAAUCUUCACAUUGAAGAUGAGCAGCUCGGAAGAGGUGUCAUGGAUCUCAUGGUUUUGCGGACUCAGAGGCAAUGAAUUUUUCUGCGAGGUCGAUGAAGACUAUAUUCAAGACAAAUUCAACCUUACUGGGUUGAGUGAACAAGUUCCUCAUUAUCGACAGGCUUUAGACAUGAUCUUAGAUUUGGAGCCUGAUGAUGAUUUAGACGAUAAUCCUAACCAGUCAGAUUUGAUCGAACAAGCAGCAGAAAUGCUCUAUGGCCUCAUCCAUGCUCGCUACAUCUUGACAAAUCGUGGAAUAGCUCAAAUGAUUGAAAAAUAUCAGGCUGGUGAUUUUGGUUAUUGUCCUCGGGUAUAUUGUGAAUCACAGCAAAUGUUGCCACUGGGACUGAGUGAUGUUCCUGGUGAAGCCAUGGUAAAAAAUUACUGUCCCAAGUGCAUGGAUGUCUAUACACCAAAAAGCACACGACAUCAUCACAAUGACGGCGCCUAUUUUGGCACCGGAUUUCCGCAUAUGCUUUUCAUGGUUCACCCUGAAUAUCGACCUAAGCGAGCUGCAAAUCAAUUUGUUCCAAGAUUAUAUGGCUUUAAAAUUCAUCCGCUAGCAUAUCAAAUACAACAACAAUCGGCAGCAACAUUCAAGGCACCUUUACGUAGUACCAUCUAUAAUAACGGAAAACGUUAAAACUUAAUAUUAUGACCAAAAUUUAUUGUUCAAAAUAAAGUAAUUAUUUUUUAUA
Molecule: messenger RNA, 897 nt
Organism: Chelonus insularis
Lineage: Eukaryota; Metazoa; Arthropoda; Insecta; Hymenoptera; Braconidae
Gene: CkIIbeta
Product: casein kinase II subunit beta
Exons: 5
Coding region: 177-842 (221 amino acids)
Cellular component (GO): cytoplasm; protein kinase CK2 complex
Molecular function (GO): protein kinase regulator activity
Source: RefSeq, a predicted model, not a curated record